Messenger RNA from Cicer arietinum (chickpea), 988 nucleotides. Its product is annotated as probable plastid-lipid-associated protein 8, chloroplastic. The record is from RefSeq and is a predicted model, not a curated record. NCBI's taxonomy places the organism in Eukaryota, Viridiplantae, Streptophyta, Magnoliopsida, Fabales, Fabaceae.
AGAAGCUUAUUCACUGUUUGGGGUUUUAUCGCUAUGGCUGCAACUUCUGCUUCUGCGUUUCGCUUAGUACCUUCUUCGUUCGGAUUCAGAUACCAUAGUAAUAAUCCUCCAACGCCCAAAUCAUUCAACCUCCGUUUCCCUCCACGUCACACCAGCUUAUUCGUUUCUGCUUCCGUUUCGAUCUCUAACACGGAUAUCCGAACACAACCUAAUGAUCUCGUAGCUUCUCUUCUUUCAAAGGUGGUGCAAACAGAUGGAGGAGUUUUACUGCAAAAGGAAGAACAUAAAGAGGUAGCUGAAGUGGUUCAGGAAUUGCAGAAGUAUUGUGUGAAAGAGCCUGUGAAAUGCCCCUUAAUAUUUGGAGAGUGGGAUGUAGUGUACUGUUCACAGCCAACAUCACCUGGAGGUGGAUACAGGAGUGCAUUGGGCCGAGUUUUCUUCAAAACAAAGCAAAUGGUUCAGGUUGUUGAAGCUCCUGAUAUUGUGAGAAACAAGGUCUCAUUUACUGCUUUAGGCUUUUUGGAUGGAGAGGUUUCUCUGAAAGGAAAACUCAAGGCUUUGGAUACUGAAUGGAUUCAAGUUGUAUUUGAAGCACCUGAAUUGAAGUUAGGAUCAUGGCAAGCACAAUAUGGAGGUGAGAGUGAAGUUAAACUCAGAAUCACUUAUGUAGAUGAAAAAAUCAGGUUAGGAUUGGGAUCCAGAGGUUCCUUGUUUGUUUUUCAAAGAAUAUGAAAUUGUAAUUCCGUUAAGGAAAAUUCUGGCAAGUUUGUAACUUGGCACUUUGUAUAAGUUCAUGUAUAAUAAUAUGAUUAUGAGUAAUGAGUGUAUAUGUGUUAGAGCUAGCUCAAAAAGAAAAAAUUUCCAAGACACUAGGGUGUUAUAUUAAAGUGACAAUGCAGUGUAAUCAACUUGCCAUUGAGAAUUUUUCGAUUUUUGUUGUGAAAAGAUUAUUUGAUUAAGGGAAUGCAAGGUAUGCUCUUUUCUUUUA